Messenger RNA from Ixodes scapularis (black-legged tick), 2523 nucleotides. Its product is annotated as ATP-binding cassette sub-family F member 1. The record is from RefSeq and is a predicted model, not a curated record. Lineage: Eukaryota; Metazoa; Arthropoda; Arachnida; Ixodida; Ixodidae. Gene Ontology annotation, molecular function: ATP hydrolysis activity; ATP binding. The coding region runs from base 133 to 2229 and encodes 698 amino acids. The transcript has 18 exons.
CGUGUACCUUAGGUCUGGCAACCAAUAGCCCCGACAACGUGCAAUUUUUCGGCCUGUGUGCGUAUUUCGCCGGUGAGAUUCUCUGAUAUUCCCUUAAAUUUAAUUUAAUAUUUAGCCAGAAACACUCCUAAAAUGCCACCUAAGAAGUCUAAAACAAAACCGGCAAAAAAGGACAAGCCAGAAAAGUCUGGAAAAUCUCAGAAUACCGAAGAGGCCGUCGGUAAGCACUUGGAAGACCUCGACUUGAAUGACGGCGAUGACUCCGACUCCGACUUCGAAGCUCCCAAAACCUCCAAAAACAAGUUUACCGCUCUAGAAAGUGACGGCGAGGACGAAAACAGCGACGACUCCGAGAAUGAAACCAAGGGUAAAGGCGAUAGAGACAGCAAAGAGUCGGAAUCCUUCGCGUCUAAAAAGAUGUCACACAAGGAAAAGAAGUUAAUGAAGAAGCAGUCGGAAUACCAGAAGCAGAUCGAGAGCCUCAACAAAGGAAAAACUGCCUCAGAUGGGGAGCAGUUCACGGUGUCUCAGGCUGACAAGUCCGCCGCUCAGCAGCAACAACUUGAAAAUGCUAUUGACAUCAAGGUUGAAAAUUUUUCUAUAUCGGCUCGAGGCAAGGACUUGUUUGUGAAUGCCAGCCUUACAAUCACUGCUGGGAGACGAUAUGGCUUGGUUGGCCCUAAUGGGCAUGGAAAGACGACCCUGCUGAAACACAUUGCCAACCGCUCAUUAAACAUUCCUCCAAACAUUGACGUCCUCCUCUGUGAACAGGAGGUGGUUGCUGAUGAGACUCCAGCUGUGGACGUGGUCCUCAAGGCAGACUUCAAGCGUACGGCACUCUUGAGCGAGCUGAAGAAACUUGAAGAAGAGUCGUCCACCGGCAACCUCAAGAACCAGGAGCGGAUAACAGAAGUUUAUGAAGAGUUGCAGGUGAUCGGUGCUGACUCGGCCGAGUCCCGUGCACGCCGCAUCCUCGCCGGUCUGGGAUUCACCCGAGAAAUGCAGGACCGUCCCACCAACCACUUCUCUGGAGGCUGGAGGAUGAGGGUGUCCCUCGCAAGGGCACUCUUCGUGGAACCGACUUUACUCUUACUCGAUGAACCGACCAACCACUUGGAUCUGAAUGCCGUCAUUUGGCUUGACAACUAUCUUCAAGUCUGGAAGAAGACCUUGCUGGUUGUGUCCCACGACCAGAGUUUCUUGGACAACAUCUGCACUGAUGUUAUUCAUCUGGACAAUCAGAAACUGUUCUACUACCGGGGCAACUUCAGCCAGUUCAAGAAGAUGUAUGUCCAGCGUCGAAGAGAAUUGGUCAAGGAGUUUGAGAAGCAGGAGAAGAAAAUAAAGCAGAUGAAAAUGUCUGGAGUGUCAAGCAAAGUUGCCACAAAGACGACAGUCCAGGCUCUGACGAGGAAACAGCAGAAGAACAAGCAGAAGCUCCAAGGGACAGAGGAGGACAGCGGUCCACCAGAUCUGAUCCAGAAGCCUCGGGACUAUAUUGUCAAGUUCAAGUUCCCGAACCCACCACCGCUGAACCCCCCCAUCCUUGGUCUUUACAACGUCGACUUCGGAUACCCAGGACAGCCCCUGCUGUUCAAAUCUCUUGAUUUUGGUAUUGACAUGUCGUCCAGAGUUGCUGUUGUUGGACCGAACGGAGUCGGGAAAAGUACAUUCCUCAAACUCCUGUGUGGCGACUUAACUCCCCUACAAGGUGAAGCUCGGAAAAAUCACAGACUGAGAAUAGGCCGUUUCGACCAGCACUCGGGCGAGCAUCUAAAUUCUGAAGAGAGCCCAGUCGAAUACCUUCAGAGGUUGUUCAACCUCAACUACCAGGAUGCCCGCAAGCAGCUGGGCAGCUUCGGCCUGGUGAGCUACGCGCACACGAUCAAGAACGGAGACCUAUCCGGAGGUCAGAAGGCGAGGGUGGCCCUGGCCGAGCUUUGCCUCAAGGCUCCCGACGUCCUCAUCCUGGAUGAACCUACAAACAACUUGGACAUUGAGUCAAUCGAUGCCUUGGCUGAAGCCAUUGGGUGCUAUGAGGGUGGAGUUAUCAUUGUGAGCCACGACGAGCGGCUGAUUCGAGAAACAAACUGCCAGCUCUGGGUGAUCGAGCACAAAGGAAUCGAAGAGAUUGACGGAGACUUCGAAGACUACAGGAAAGAACUGCUGGAAUCUCUGGGAGAGAUUGUCAACAACCCUAGCAUUGCAGCUCGACAAGCCAUGGAAUAACUGCCACUAAAGGAGGAAUAUGAUUGGACUGUUGAAAGCUUUAGCUUGAGUCAGUGUCAUGAAGUUUUAUGAAAAUUUGUGACCUGAAAGAUAUCGCCGUGGAAAAUAUGAAUAUAUUUUUAAUAAUUCUGACCAUAUCUUUCACAAUGGUGAUUGGCUAUAACUUAUUUGGCGCUGGUUGUAAGAUACAAAUUUAGGCUAAGCAAAGAGAGAAAGAGGAAAACUUGCAUCACUCGACGUGCAUGUUGAGCGAACGUUUCCGCACAAUUUCUGAAAAUAAAAUGGUUAAAUUUU